CUCUCUCUCCGCUUCUUCGCGUCGAUCGCCUUCUCCUAUUCCGUUUUCUUUUCUAGGGCUAGGGUUUACUUCUUGUUUUCCUAGAGAUCUCGAUUUCGAUUUGAUAGGGCUGGCUCUUUUUUUCGUGCUGCAUUCUGAUUCUUCUUCCCUCGGAGAAACGAAGAUUUUGUUUUCCGAUCGUUUUGAAAGAUCGUCAUGCAAUGCCGUUGAACCAAGCUGGCUUUUGUUCGAUUCUUUGCUGCAGUUUUAGGUUUAGGUCUUCAAGUUUCUUCGAAGAUCCAAGAGGCGCUCCUUGUUUUCACCUUAUUGGAGCUGUUUGGCUGACGGUUUCUAGGGUUUUGGGUCAUCUGGUCUGAAGGGGAUCAGGAAGUUUGUUACUGUGGAAAGGUCCCCGAUUCCCCUUUUCCCUGUCCUUUUCUGGCAAAAGUGAUGGUACACCCAUCAGAACCAUGUUUCAUGCUCUCUAGUUUUUGGUGUUUCCCUAACUAUAGAAAAAAAAAAACCUUUCUUUAAACGAAGAGCACAUCUUUGUAUGCUUGGAAUGUCUGAAUUAUUGGAAGAAAAAGAAAGGUGCUGAGAAAUAGCCUUCUAAGGGUUCCCGCAGGCAUCAAGAAGGGAGAGGGAAGGAUAAGAAAGAUAAGGGGAGAAAGAUUAUGUGGUCGGGCGGGUUAAAGUUCUUGGGCAUUUCAUAUGAUCGGGUUGACAGGUCUUUAUCUUUUUUGUGAUUCCCUGCAAAUAGUGACAAGGACAGCGAAUUCCUGUCUCCUCGAUUGGUAUCUAACUUGUGCUAUUGGUGUCCUAGUGAUGGGAAGUUUUAUUUUUCUAAAGCCUCUGUCUAUUCUUUUUCUUCUUCCGGGUUCCCUUCCUCUGUUAUUGACGGUGGGAGGCCUAGUUCUGUGAGGUGGGUAUAAAGGUGAGAGUUUAGUUGAGGUUUUUGGGUUUGGCAUUGGAUGGGUGAGAUGAAUGCUAAUCUGCACCAGAAGCUUGGAAAGACUGAUAAGGGUCACGAUGGGAGGGUUGUGGUAGCAGUGAAGGCUUCGAAGGAAAUUCCAAGAACUGCCAUUGUCUGGGCUUUAACCCAUGUUGUUCAACCUGGUAGUUGUAUCACCCUGUUGGUUGUGCUUCCGCCACACGGCUCAGGGAAAUACUAAGUUUGCUGAACCUAUACUUCAGGUAGAAAAAUAUGGAGUUUUCCAAGAUUUGCGGCUGACUGUGCCAGUGGUCACAGGAGGUCCUAUUUUAGGACAGCUUUGGAGCAGAAGCCAGAUAUCGCAGACUUAUGUUCCCAAAUGAUGCUUCAACUUCAUGAUUUUUAUGAUCCAAAUAAGAUAAAUGUCAAGAUAAAGAUUGUUUCCAGAUCACCUUGUGGUGUAGUGGCUGCUGAAUCCAAGAGAGCUCAAGCAAACUGGGUUGUCUUGGACAAACAGCUGAAGCAUGAGAAAAAGAAGUGCAUGGAAGAACUUCAAUGUAACAUUGUAGUUGUGAAGCACUAUCAACCUAAGGUUCUCCGAUUAAAUCUGAUAGGAUCACCUGAUUUUGAGCCCCAAAUGCGCUAUCCAUCACCUCCUGAGGAAGACAAAUCACCUAAAAAAGACUCAAAACAAACCAGGGUUCCUCCUAAGUCCAUCCGAGGGCCAGCUGUAACUCCUACAAGCAGUCCUGAAAUUGGGACACCAUUUACUGCUACCGAAGCUGGAACAUCAUCAGUAUCAAGCUCAGAUCCUGGAACAUCGCAAUUUUUUGCUUCUGAAGCAAAUGGUGGUGUUAAGAAUGAAUCAGUAACCACAAAAGCGACCCGAGAAGUGGAUAUAACUAGCUCAGGGUCUGACAGUGAAAGCUCAAGUCCAACAACCAUAGGUUCUCCGUAUGGAAUGUCUGAGAUAUUCAGCACGGCUCGAACAUGUUCCAACCAAGUUGAGGAAAUUUGUCAAAAAUUCAAAGAUAAAGCUCAUAUUUUCACAGCCAAAGUCUUACUGGAGAAGUUUUGUGAACUUGAUGAGAAAGCAAGAGUCAGUAUCCUGAACUAUAAAUCAGAUAACGAUUUCAGUGGAAAUAUUAGGGAAGCAAUUUCACUGCCUAGAAAUGCACCUCCAAGACCUCCUCCUUUAUGUUCAAUAUGUCAACACAAGGCACCUGUGUUUGGAAAACCUCCUAGAAGAUUCAGUUAUGCUGAGCUGGAACUUGCAACAGGUGGAUUUUCCCGUGCAAACUUCUUGGCUGAGGGUGGUUUUGGAUUUGUUUACAGAGGGAUGUUGCCUGAUGGUCAGGCCAUUGCCGUAAAGCAGCACAAAAUGGCUAGCUCUCAAGGAGAUCUUGAAUUCUGCUCUGAGGUGGAGGUUUUAAGCUGUGCGCAGCAUCGCAAUGUUGUGAUGCUAAUUGGUUUCUGCGUUGAAGACAAGAGAAGGUUGCUGGUUUAUGAAUAUAUCUGCAAUGGUUCACUGGAUUCCCAUCUCUAUGGUUGUAAUGAAAAGCCUUUGGAAUGGUCUGCUAGACAAACAAUUGCAGUGGGAGCAGCUCGAGGUUUGAGAUACCUUCAUGAAGAGUGCAGGGUGGGCUGCAUAGUCCACCGUGACAUGAGGUCAAACAACAUUCUUGUCACCCAUGAUUUUGAACCAAUGGUUGGAGACUUUGGCUUGGCGAGAUGGCAGCCUGAUGUAGACCACGGUUUGGAAACACGGGCAAUUGGCACCUUUGGGUAUCUGGCUCCAGAAUAUGCCGAGACUGGACAAAUCACAGAGAAGGCAGAUGUGUAUUCCUUUGGCGUUGUACUCAUGGAGCUUAUUUCGGGACGGAAAGCAGUGGAUAUUAGUCGUCCAAGGGAUCAGCGGUGUCUCGCUGAAUGGGCUCGCCCUUUAUUGGAUGAAUGUGCGAUAGAUGAGCUCGUAGACCCACGAUUAGGAAAUUGCUACUCUGAAUAUGAGGUUUGUUGCAUGUUGUAUGCAGCAUCAUUGUGCAUCAGACGUGAACCUCAUGCAAGGCCACGAAUGUCUCAGGUGCUCCAUAUACUCGAGGGGAACAGUGUGCUGGAACAGAAAUUACAGUACAACACCUUGAUAUGACGCUGUAAACAAAAGCUCAGAAAAGUGGCCGGAUAAGAUUGUGUAUCAUUGCAAGGGCCCCCAGAGGGCUUGAUCCAAAAGCUUUCCCGUGAGGCUUUAAGGGCAGCACGUUGGGAGAGAAGGCUCGGCUCGUCUUAUGUGGAAGACAAUAAUUGUAGAUAGGAUGUGAUGUGUAACCCACCCACUAUGGGCCCCUUUUAAAUGAUCUGUUGUCCAUAUUUUGCCAUGUUUUGUGGUAGUCCUGUAUGUAUCGUAUGGUAACUGGUAUUCUUAAUGUUAAUGGCAGUAUAGGUGCUAAUAAGUGAUUCAUGGAGGUA
This is a messenger RNA of Phoenix dactylifera (date palm), 3376 nucleotides long. NCBI's taxonomy places the organism in Eukaryota, Viridiplantae, Streptophyta, Magnoliopsida, Arecales, Arecaceae. The record is from RefSeq and is a predicted model, not a curated record.